CCAACCUUGACCUUUUCCACUCUCCAUUUCUCAUCAUCUGUAAUAAACUAUCCUGACCUGACCAGGGAGGAAAAGAGAGAAAGUAAAGACAAGCAAGCCCCCUGCGCGCAUUGCAACUGCUGCACCUGGCUGGUUCUGCUCUGGUUUUCUCCAUUUCCCACCCCAAUUUCCUCUUCAUUCAGCUCCAUCUUAAAGGCAAUCAUUUCGCUUGCGCGCCCAGCAGCCCAAGUCUUUUUCAGCCUCCGAUCCGCUUUCGCCUUACCUACUGUACGGAUACCACUGGGCUCUCUCCUCCGCCCGUCCUCCGUCUUUCCUCGUUCACACCGAGCGAGCUCCAUCCCCGACCGACGCAAUCCCCCGAUCAGGUUUCCUGACUUCUGCGGCCGUCUCGACGAUUGGGACAAUUCAUUCAUUCCUUCGUUCACUUCCGCGACCCUUUUGGUCGAUUUUACAGCUUCGCUUCAUAAUCGAUUCUCGGUGCCGUUUGACUUCCAGCCUCCCCUGCCUCGGUCCAAACGCGCCGUAAUUUCCCACCGUCGCCCUUUUCCUCUUCGCCUGUAUACCCCGUCGACUGUUUCACACUCGCCGCUCCGAACUGCUUCGUUUCUUGUCGCGAUUUAGGCCUCGAUAGGCCAUAUUUGAAAGAGUUAGGGGUUAUAGAAUAAGCUGGUUUUGCUUGGCCGUGGUCAACGACGUGAGUUACCUAUCAUUCUUCGCGCGCCUGCACAAGACCUUGCGCGAUCGAUGGGACAGUACGACUUCAGCAGGAAUCUGUUUUCAAAUUCGUUGCGCGGAGGGAGCAGUUGUGCUGGAACGAGUUGUUUGCUGCAUCAGACACAGGAACCCGUUUCUCUGCACUCCCGAUCCAUUAAUAGUCUCUAUUCACAACGACCUGCUUCACGAUCCUUUACAACAAGUUACAAAGAAACACCAGCUGACAAUUUCACAGAAUAAUAGCAAACAUGUCAGACAAGCUACAAUCAAACCCGAACGACGAAAUUCAGCCCCAGGCGAACUCUGCCGAUGCUGAGAUGUCUAACAAGGUUCAAUUAUCUUCAGAAGGGGGAGCGAGCUCCAAGAAAGGUCGUGGUCUCCUUAAGGUCCCAUCAAGAUCAUCAUCACAGCGGAACCAAUCGUCACCAACAUCUACGGGGUUGAGUGGGGCUACAGUCAGCGACCCCCGGAACAGCAUCGGCAGUCGAUCGAAAGACUCCAAAGGUAGCCUCCGUGCGCGACGACGGAACGGAAGCACUUCAAGCAACAGGACAGGCGGCGAGACUGAACCCACAAACACUGCUGCAAACACUCAGCCAAACUCUCCUGUCGCCCCCGCCCAGAAGAAGAAGAGCCGUGGUGGCCUGUUGGCUUUUCUUGGAUGUUGUGGUACCCCCGAGGGCCCAGCUGGAAACGAGGAUAACAACGAAAACGUGCACAAGCUUGACGUCCUACCUCCGCGCCCAACUUCCGCAAGGUCACGAACCAACACUCCCCAGGAACAGCCCAGACCAGCCUCCCAGAGAGAACCUCAAGCAACCGUAUCCGCACCGGAGCCAAAGGACGAGGCUACCUCGUCAGGCUCAGCCAACAACGAAACCACAGCGACAGAGCAAGCCAACAGGGAAUCGAAGCAAUCGAUUCCUCCUGCAGUGACAGUGGAGCCCCCCAAGCCGACACCCACAGAAGAGGAGCCAAAGGUCGCAGACAAGACGGGUAAUGACGGUGAUGUGAACAUGCAAGAUGCUGCCACUGAAGAGCCAGAAGAGGCACCAUUGGCCCCUGCAGUCGAAGCCCCAGCUCAAAGGACGAUACCACCUCCUCCCCCACCCCCAGGUCCUGGUCCGGCUGUCGUGGCACCCAGCCAAUUCACAGACGCUGGCCCAUCAGCACCCGAGCCUCAGAAGUGGUUAUUGCCCCCCAUUGCCCCGGAGCACAAGGGUCGAAAGUGUCUUGUUCUCGACCUUGACGAAACUCUUGUCCACAGUUCUUUCAAGAUCUUACAUCAGGCCGAUUUCACAAUCCCUGUCGAGAUUGAGGGCAACUACCACAAUGUCUACGUGAUCAAGCGACCCGGCGUCGACGAAUUCAUGAAGCGAGUCGGUGAGCUCUACGAAGUUGUUGUCUUUACAGCAUCUGUUUCUAAGUAUGGAGAUCCGUUAUUGGACCAGCUCGACAUUCACAAGGUCGUUCAUCAUAGACUAUUCCGUGAGAGUUGCUACAACCAUCAAGGAAACUAUGUCAAGGACCUGUCCCAAGUUGGACGUGACCUGAAGGAUACCAUCAUCAUUGAUAAUUCGCCCACCUCAUACAUCUUCCACCCACAGCACGCCGUCCCCAUCAGCAGUUGGUUCUCUGAUGCGCACGACAACGAGCUAUUAGACCUGAUACCCGUUCUCGAAGACUUGGCAGGGCCCAACGUGGCCGAUGUCAGCCUUGUCCUCGACGUCACUCUCUGAAGCAUGAACCUUUCAUAAAACAACUUUUUUUACUUUGUCAAAAACACUUUUCAACGAUUCGAACUACAACCCUUGAUCUGCAGAGUUGCCAUCAUAGCGGAAGGCGUUUGGUUGAGAGCUUUCGUUUCCUGGUGUAGAUGUACUAUUGUCUAAUCAUACAUAAUUGAGCGGGUGGCACGAAACGAAACGAAACGGACCUUACCAUUACGCUCCAACUUCCUUUUAUACAAAAGAUACCUGGCGGUCUUUGGUCGGCAUCAGCACAGAGGCCUCUUGCAGCAGGCUUUGCCAUUACAUCUCACAGAUUCGAAGCACAAAAGAUGGAUCAGCAUCAGGAGAGGCAACGGGACACAUAUCAGGGGCUCUUCAUCUCUAGGGACGGAGAGGAAUGACGGGUAGGAUGUCGUGUGCAGUAUACGCUGGGCCAAAGCAACAGGCAGUCUCACAAGAAGAGCCAAAAACCUGUCUUACCAUCUCCUGGGGAUGAUAGAGCUGGAGGAGGAUAUGGGCAAGUGGAGUGUAUGGAUGACGCGCCAGCGAUGCGCGGAAUGUUUUUUGUUAUCUUGAUUCCCUUUGUCUUAUGGUUUCUGUCUUUGCUACCGCUUCUUAUUCUUCAUCUUGUCGUUGUUGUUUAUUUUUUUUUGAUUAUACACCACCCCCUGAUACAUUCAUAUCGAGUCUGCUAGCGGACUCGGAAGCGAGCAAGAGAGCGUUUGUCGUUGAUAUCCAAUCCGCCUGACUAAAUGAUAGGAUCAACAGGUGUAGAGGCUACAGCCAUCUCUCCCAUACAUAGUCUCACUAAAUUGUAAAAUUUCUUAACAACAAAAAAAUGAUGGUGUUUUUUUUUUGAAUUGGAUAAAUCACAU
Messenger RNA from Fusarium odoratissimum NRRL 54006, 3319 nucleotides. RefSeq lists its product as uncharacterized. Gene Ontology annotation, cellular component: plasma membrane. The coding region runs from base 963 to 2453 and encodes 496 amino acids. NCBI's taxonomy places the organism in Eukaryota, Fungi, Ascomycota, Sordariomycetes, Hypocreales, Nectriaceae. The transcript has 3 exons. Gene Ontology annotation, molecular function: phosphoprotein phosphatase activity. The record is from RefSeq and is a predicted model, not a curated record.